Quercus lobata is the source of this 1707-nucleotide messenger RNA. Its product is annotated as acyl-CoA--sterol O-acyltransferase 1-like. The record is from RefSeq and is a predicted model, not a curated record. Bases 321 to 1496 code for a protein of 391 amino acids. The transcript has a single exon. Gene Ontology annotation, biological process: lipid metabolic process. NCBI's taxonomy places the organism in Eukaryota, Viridiplantae, Streptophyta, Magnoliopsida, Fagales, Fagaceae.
AAAAAGAAAAGAAGGUUUAUCUCUUUUAUUACUAACUUUAUUCUUUCUCUACUGUUUUUUUCCCGCAAAGAAUAAAAUGCAUAAAUUCAUACAGGGCUAGAAACGUAUACGAGUCCAAAAGUCUAACAACCCAGUGAGAAACGUGGUUCAACUUCUCAAACUGGUGCUUCUCACAUUUCUAUGCAUAUUAUUUCCUUACGACUCCAACUUAUGGACAUAAUACCUCUCUUCCUUAGCUCUUUACCACCAAUAGUGCAAAGAUCAAGAAUAAGCAGGAAAGAUUAAUUAUAGAAGAAAAAAAAAUUAUUGGAGGGUGUGAGAUGAAUAAUUUUAUCAACGUAUGGCUUUCAGUCUUCAUAUCUCUAUGCUACUGCUAUUACAUAGGCAAAUUUGUCCCCAGAGGUAUUCCAAGACUCUUUGGUGUGCUCCCAAUUGUGUGCCUAUUUCUUCUCCUUCCUCUUAACUUCUCCUCCAUUCAUCUAGGAGGCACCUUUGCUUUCUUCAUUGCAUGGCUAGCCAACUUCAAGCUUUUGCUCUUUGCUUUUGGUAAAGGGCCUUUGUCCUCCAACCCAUCAAUCUCUCUUGGGCACUUCAUCGCCUUUGCUUGUUUACCCAUCAAAAUCCAACAAAACCCACCUCUAGACUCGUUGGAUAAAUCCCAAAACACCCAAAAUAAGUCAAACCCAUCUCCAAAAUCAUAUUCAGUUGCCCUAAAUAAAGAAAACCCACCCGAAAAAACACAUCCAAAUAGACCAAUUAAGGAAAACCCAGUUCUCAAAAGGCCUAGGAAGGGCCACAAGUGGCCUCUAAAUAUCACAAUAAAGAGCAUACUUUUAGCCAUGUUGAUCCAACUAUAUGACUAUAGUGACAAAUUUCAUCCAUGGGCCAUAUUGUGUCUAUAUUGUUUCCACAUAUACUUAUGGCUUGAAAUCACACUAGCCUUGGUGGCAGCCCUAGCUCGAGCCAUGUUGAGACUUGAGCUCGAGCCACAGUUCAAUGCACCAUACCUCUCUACCUCAUUGCAAGACUUUUGGGGCAAGAGAUGGAACAUCAUGGUCACAAGUAUUUUACGACAAGCCGUAUACGAACCUUUUCUCAACAUUGCCACACAUGUCGUUGGUCAUAAGUGGGCCCCACUCCCAGCCAUAUUGGGUACCUUUGUUGUGUCGGCUCUCAUGCACGAGCUCAUGUUCUACUACGUAUCGCACAUGAAACCCACGUGGGAGAUCACAUGGUUCUUCCUCUUCCACGGGGUGUGUUUAGUGGUUGAGAUUUAUUUGAAGAAAGUGGUUCUUUACCAGAAAAUCCGGUUGCCGAGGCUGAUAUCUGGGCCAUUGGCCCUUGGAUUCUUGCUGGUCACUGGCUUUUGGAUGUUCUUUCCACCUCUACUACGGUUUAAGGUUGACGUUAGGGUGUUGGAGGAGUACACAAUUUUUAAGGACAUUUUUCAUGCUUUAAAAUUUAAAAAAUAUUUUCAACAAUGGAGGACCAUGUAAUAUGGCCUGUACAUUUUUAUUUAUUUAUUAUUUUGAUGAGAAUCAAGAAAAUUUUAUUGUAGAAGCUAUACAAACUACACUAAAUUUCCAAUUAAGGUCUGCUCAGCUAUAUGGCCUAUAUAUGUAUUACUUAGUAUACCAUAUACCGAAUCCACAUGGAUCUAUGUAAAGCUCUUUGGGCAGGGUACAAAUGAAUCACCAAUUUGCUCAA